Colius striatus (speckled mousebird) is the source of this 1790-nucleotide messenger RNA. It is a transcript of the gene ST3GAL3, whose product is annotated as ST3 beta-galactoside alpha-2,3-sialyltransferase 3. Gene Ontology annotation, molecular function: sialyltransferase activity. The coding region runs from base 200 to 1459 and encodes 419 amino acids. The record is from RefSeq and is a predicted model, not a curated record. The transcript is spliced from 13 exons. NCBI's taxonomy places the organism in Eukaryota, Metazoa, Chordata, Aves, Coliiformes, Coliidae.
CUGCAGCCCUCUCACAGCGUUGCGGUGCCCUCCUGCCUCUCUGGAAUGGCGUUUACCCUUGUGCCAAGAAAAACCCGCAAGAGGUUGCCGCUUAGCGUGGUAGUUCGUUUCAGUGGUGCGGUUUGGGGAACUGGUGCGUUUCAUGUGUGGAGAGCACGGCUUUGGAUCGGUCGUGUAGAAGAGCAGAUUUAAUGUGAAGAUGGGAGUGUUGGUGUUUGUGCGUAACCUGCUGCUAGCCCUCUGCCUCUUUCUGGUACUGGGAUUUCUGUACUAUUCUGCUUGGAAGUUGCACCUUCUCAGAUGGGAGGAUUCAAAUUCAGUGGUUCUUUCCUUUGACUCCGUUGGACAUACAAUAGGCUCAGGAAGGAGAGAGAGAAAAACUGUGGCUAUUGUGCUUCCGCUGUCCAUCCCAUCUCACCUUGCUGCAGACCCAGGAAAAGCCAGAGCCCAGAAAGAACACACAGAAACAAUGGCAGCUCCAGGCCCAGCCAUUCCUAAGUAUGACAAGCUGGGCUUUCUCCUGAACCUGGACUCAAAAUUGCCUCCAGAAUUGGCAUCAAAGUAUGCAAAUUUCUCUGAGGGAGUGUGCAAGCCUGGUUAUACAUCAGCACUCAUGACUGUCAUCUUCCCAAAGUUCUCGAAGCCGGCACCCAUGUUCUUGGAUGAUUCCUUCAGGAAAUGGGCACGUAUCAGGGACUUUGUACCCCCCUUUGGAAUUAAAGGACAAGAUAAUCUGAUCAAAGCCAUCCUGUCAGCAACCAAAGAUUACCGUCUAACUCCAGCUCUUGACAGUCUCAGCUGCCGGCGAUGUAUUAUUGUGGGAAAUGGUGGAGUGCUUGCAAAUAAGUCGUUGGGGUUAAAAAUUGAUGACUAUGAUGUUGUUGUCAGACUGAACUCAGCUCCAGUGAAGGGCUUUGAAAAAGAUGUGGGUGGCAAGACAACUCUGCGGAUCACAUAUCCCGAAGGUGCAAUCCAGAAGAUGGAGCAGUACGAGAAGGAUUCCCUGUUUGUUCUGGCCGGGUUCAAAUGGCAGGAUUUCAAGUGGCUGAAAUAUAUUGUUUACAAGGAGAAAGUGAGUGCCUCUGAUGGCUUUUGGAAGUCAGUGGCGACCCGUGUCCCAAGAGAACCUCAUGAGAUACGUAUCCUGAAUCCCUACUUUAUCCAGGAGGCAGCUUUCAGCUUCAUCGGAUUGCCUUUCAACAACGGCCUCAUGGGCAGAGGGAACAUCCCCACCUUGGGAAGCGUAGCAAUAACCAUGGCGCUCCACAACUGUGAUGAGGUGGCGGUAGCUGGGUUUGGCUAUGACAUGAGUUCACCCAAUGCACCACUCCACUACUAUGAGAACAUCAAGAUGUCUGCCAUCAAAGAGUCCUGGACACACAACAUCCAGCGGGAGAAGGAAUUCCUGCGGAAGCUGGUGAAAGCCCGAGUCAUCACUGACCUGACCAGUGGGAUUUGAGUGGCUGCAGCCAUUGCCUCUAAGGGAGGAGGUGAAGAUGCACGCUGCAGCUCUGGGAGCAGGCACCUGGCAGCCCCUCGCAAGGAUCCCACCUCACUGAAGACACACGGAGACGCCCAGGUGCUCCGGGAAGACCCUCUGGCAGCGCCAGCCUGCACGAGGGUUGCAUCUGCCACCUCCAGGCCUAGAGCUGCCAGGAGGCGUGCAAGGGGCUGAGUGGGCAGCUCUUGAACUCUGCAUGGCAGAUGGAUCUUCUGUGUCCUGUGAAUGAAACAGGAAAGACUCGAAAGAGAGAGAAGGAAAGCUUGUGAAUAAAACGAUUUGUGCCAAA